AAGAAAGGAGGAGGAACCAGCCAAGAAACAACCAGCAAGAUUCAUAUGUAUCUAUUUAUGUACAUUGACACUGUACUCAUAGUCACUCACAACAUCACUGUGUUGAAGAUCUCACCACUGUCUACACUCUCUUCCUAAUUUUCAAUGGCUUCUUCUUCUUCUUUAUUGGAUGCUCCCAGAAUCAAACAUGAUGUCUUCAUCAGCUUCAGAGGAGAAGAUAUCCGCACUUCUUUUCUUAGCCAUUUGAGAAAAGAGUUGCAUCGUUACCAUAUCGAUUUCUUCGUGGACGACGAAAAACUGCACCCUGGAGAUGAUAUUUCAUCCACGCUUAUUCAAGCCAUUGAAGAGUCUUGUAUUUCCUUGGUCAUCUUUUCGGAAAACUAUGCUUCUUCCACUUGGUGCUUGAAUGAACUUGUGAAAGUAAUUCAAUGCAUGAAACAAGAUCAAAGGAUUGUGAUACCUGUUUUCUACAAAGUUGUUCCCUCUGAUGUGCGGCAUCAGAAUAAUUCCUUUAAGGAGGCUUUUGAUAAACACCAACACAGAUUGAAGGGAAAUAUGAUGAAGGUGCAAAGUUGGAGAUUUGCUUUAAAGGAAGCUUCUAAUUUAUCUGGAUUUCAUUAUCCAUCAAAAUAUCAGGAUGAAUCUAAAUUCAUUGAAGAAAUUGUGAAUGAUAUUUCAGAGAAAUUGUCAUAUAUUUUCUCAAUAGAAUCCAAAGGUCUUGUUGGAAUUGAUGAUAAUUUUACAAGUAUUGAAUCACUAUUGGAAAUUGAAUCCGGCGAGGUCCGAAUCAUAGGAAUUUGGGGGAUGGGAGGAAUAGGUAAAACUACUAUUGCUGAAUUCUUAUUUGACAAAUAUUCUUCCCAAUAUGAAGGCAGUUGUAUGUUGAAAAAUGUAAGAGAAGAAUCACAAAAGUUUGGUGUGCCUUAUUUAUGUGAGAAACUUAUUUCUGAGUUAUUAGCUGGAGAAAGCCUUGUUUUGAAAGGAUCAUCCAAAGCAAGAUCCGCUUUUAUCCAGAGAAAGUUGAGUCGAAAAAAAGUUUUCAUAGUGCUUGAUGAUAUGGAUACAUUAGAACAGUUUGAACAUCUUGCUACAAAAUGGUUGGGACCAGGGAGUAGGAUCAUUGUAACUACCAGAGACAAGCAUGUCCUUAGAAAAGUUCAUGGAAUAUAUGAAGUCCAGGGCUUGAGCUUUAAAAAUUCCCUUAAGCUAUUUUGCUUGAAUGCUUUUGACAAAGUCUAUCCUGAAACUGGAUAUGAAGAGUUUUCUGAAAUAGCAGUCAAUUAUGCAAAUGGCAUCCCAUUGGCUUUACGAGUUUUGGGUUCUUUUUUAUACUCUAAAACCAUAGAAGAAUGGGAAAGUGCUUUGGGAAAACUCAAGAUUUAUCCUAAUAUAGACAUUUUUAAUGUCUUAAAAUUGAGUUAUGAUGGGCUAGAUGAUUUAGAGAAGGACAUAUUCCUUGACAUUGCAUUUUUUUUCAAAGGAGAACAUAAGGAUGUUGUCAUAUCAUUUCUAGAUUCCUGUGGUUUUUUUCCUGCUAUUGGCAUAGGCAACCUUUCACGUAAAGCUCUCAUAACUAUUUCAAAUCGUAAUAGAAUAGAAAUGCAUGAUUUGAUAGAGCAAAUGGGUCGAGAAAUAGUUCGUCAAGAAUCAAUUAAAGACCCAGGAAGACGUAGCCGCUUAAGUAACCAUGAGGAUGUCUACAAUGUACUGAACAAUAAUAAGGGAACAGACUCAGUUGAAGGCAUUAUGUUGGACUUGUCUCAAAUUAAAAGAGAUCUACAUUUAGAUGCCGACACUUUUAAAAGGAUGCCUAAUAUAAGGUUUCUUAAAUUUUAUGAUUCAUGGAGGCAAAAAGAAUCAGCAAAUGUGCACGUUUCUUCAACUUUUGAUUCAUUUCCAAAGGAACUAAGAUACUUGGAGUGGAGUGGCUGCCCUGUGAAGUCUCUUCCACCAAAUUUUUGUGCUGAGAAGCUUGUUAAGCUUUCUAUGCCAAAUAGCCAAGUUUCUAAACUUUGGGAUGGAGUUCAGGAUCUUGUAAAUUUAAAGAAGAUUAACUUUUGGCGAUGCAAGCAGCUGGUGGAGCUUCCAGAUUUUACUAAGGCAUCAAACCUUGAAGAAAUAGAGCUGGAUUAUUGUGAAAGCUUAUGUCAACUUCAUCCAUCUAUUUUAUCCAUCCACAAGCUUAAAUCCUUGAGUGUUCAUGGUUGUAAAGAACUGAAGAGUCUUAAAGGCCAGAUUCAUUUCAAAUUUCUUAAAAAACUCCAUCUUCGUUGUUGCUCAAGCUUGAAGGAAUUUUCAUUGUCAUCAGAGGAAUUAAGAAGUUUGGAUUUCAGAAGGACAGGAAUUGAUAAGUUGUACUCAUCAGUUAGCCGUCUCACGAAACUUGUAGAGUUUGAUCCGAGUAAUGUGAGACUUGAAACUCUUCCAAACGAACUGUGUCUCUUGGUAUCACUUGAGGUACUAAAUCUUGAAGGCUGCAAACAGUUGAUUGAACUCCCUCAAAGUAUGAAAGUCUUAUCGCGGUUACAAGAACUAAACUUAGAGGAUUGCUUCAGCCUUCAAUCCUUACCGGAACUUCCACCAUCUCUUAUACAUUUAUCUGCCACAAACUGCAGAUCGCUGGAGAAAUUGUUCAAUAUAAAGACAGUAUUCAGCUUAAAUCUAAAAUCCAUCUCUUUUGAAAACUGCGAGAGGCUUGAUGAGCAUUCAUUCUUAGAAUAUGUGCAUCUUACAAUGAUGGGAGUAGCAAUUAGAGAUAUAUUGGCUGACAUGCUGCAAUACAAAAUUGAACCUCAUGCUGAUGAUGACGAUAUUACGUUCUUCCCUGAAUCCAACAGUCAGGUUUUUUAUCCCGGAAGCAAGGUUCCACCAUGGUUCAUAUAUCAGACAAGAGAGGCUUCAGUAACUAUUGACCUUCCUGCAGAUCAACCAUUGAACCAGCUAGUUGGUUUCAUUCUCUGUUGUGUUGUUUAUCAUAUUCCUUCCCAUAUAGAGUCUCCCACCACUAGUCGUGCUUUUUCUUCAAAACGGCCUCCCAUAAUCCGUUGUCAAUACAGUGGUUUUGGGUAUAGCAAACAGUUUGCUAAAACGAGUCGAUGGAACUCGGAUCAUGUCUGCAUAUGGUUUCAUGCUGCUCAUAAUCGUCAAUGGCAUGGCAACAAUGCCACAUUUAAAUUCGAAGCUGAAACUCUAUCUGAAUUCAAAGUUGAAACUCGAUGUGAAGAUUAUACGCCAUGGAGAAAACGUAUCCCAUAUGAAUGGAGGGUCAUAGAGGAAUGGGAGGUCAUAGGGUGCGGGGUUUACCCAAUAUAUGCCUCAGACAUCCUUGAUGUCUUUCAAAAAGUGGAUCCUCAGUUCCAGUUUUUUAGAGAUAAAACCAGUUUGGAACGGGAAUUUGGGAUUGGGAGGACUUCUCAAUCGGUUUACACUCUCGACGAAGUCAAGACAAGGAUGAUUCACAAGAUGGAAGCAGACCAAAAAAGGUUCUCAUCGGUUUCCAGGAUUUGUCAAAUUUCUAAUAACAGGACCAGGAUGUCACUGGUUUCCUCAAAACCACAAGAAGUAUCUCAAAGUUUGAAUGAAGAAGAAAACCAAGUCGAUCAGAGAAACAGUUCUCCAUUACCUAGGCGUUCGGUAACGAAGAUGUUUAAGUGCUUGUUUGGGUGACGUUAAGUUGAUAUCUUUUUUUAAUAAAAAAAUUUACUUUUAUUUUUUCAUAAAAUCUUUUAAAAAAAUAUAACUUAAAAAAAAAUAUUUUCUUAGAAACUCAUUCAAAUAAGCACUAGACAUUUCCGAAAUAGUAAGGUGAGAACGUAUUCCAUGCUUCAUUGCUUCUUACUUAAACCGAAAAAUUAUUUCCACGAAUUAGAAAAAUGUCGAAGAUACAAGGUGAUCCAAUGUUUACAUUUGGAUCAUAAAAGAAUGACAUUAAUCAAGAUUCAAACUGCACUAUUUGGAUCACCUUAGUGUAUGAUGUACCAAGGUGGUGGUAUAUCAUAACUUCGUCCAUAAAUAAAUAAAUUUAUCCUAAAUAAUUGAAGCAAUUUUUAAUGUGAGCAAGUCUAACAGGGAGUUUAAUACUUGGACAGAGUAAAUUACUUCUUUGAUCAGUGGAAGCUUAAUUAGUUUUUGGUGUGAGGAAUGCUGCCAAGGUAAUCUCAUAUUUCCAUCCUCAUUCUCUUUCGUUGUCUUAUUCAUGUCUUAAUAUAUAUUGGUCUGUAAUUAUGAUUUAUGAAUGAAUUUUUCCAUCCUUCCAAGGAAUGAUCACUGUCAGAACAACUUGUAUAUGAGAAUGUCAUACUGACUAAUGUGCUAAUGUGGUUAAGGUUCAUCUUGGUGCAGAAAUCACUUCCUUGAUAGGUGAAGGCCGAGAGAUUACUACUUCGGUCCUCUUCUAUUGCAUGUUGUGAUAAAAGGCUUGGAAUAUUCAUGCUGCUUUAGAUUUUAAUAUUGGAGUAUCUAAGGGGCAAGUCCUUCCCAUGGUUGUUGCUUGUUGGCAAUGAAGUGAUUUAUGCUUUUUAACUUAAUUCACACUUGUUUAAGAAAUUAAGGUAAUCUUAUUAAUCUUUUAUCAGAAUUGUGUCUUUUCUAUUAGUUUUUAUGUUUAUUAAUUACUUAAGUCGAUGUACAACUGAUUUUUAAACUGUUGGAUGGUGUUAUAUUUGAAUGGAGAGGCAGCUCUUAUUCUGCAGAUGCCCUUUUGAACUGUGACUCUCAGCAUGUUGUUCAUCUUAUCCAUUGAAGAGUGAGCAUUGAAAAUGAUACAUAGAAAGUAGUGACACCAAGGAAAAUGUAAGUGGUAAAGCCACUAACACUUCUCCAUAAAUAUACAUUCUUGGCUUUCAUGUACCUAGUUGAUAUUUCUCACUAUGGUCAUGAA
Messenger RNA from Arachis stenosperma, 4879 nucleotides. RefSeq names its product putative disease resistance protein At4g11170. Lineage: Eukaryota; Viridiplantae; Streptophyta; Magnoliopsida; Fabales; Fabaceae. The transcript has 4 exons. Gene Ontology annotation, molecular function: ADP binding. Bases 145 to 3666 code for a protein of 1173 amino acids. Gene Ontology annotation, biological process: defense response; signal transduction. The record is from RefSeq and is a predicted model, not a curated record.